CUUACCACCAAUAGUCCAGGAUUACAGUACGAGAUAAUAGGAGAAGGUAAAUUAUGUAAAAGUAGUUGGACCAUCAAUACAUUUAUAGAUUUAAAAUAUCUAAUCAAUAGCCUUAUCGAUGUAAAUACCAUGUUAAAAUCAAUCAACUCAUUUGCAAUUAAUAACACAUACCAAAUAACUCUAAAUCAGUUGGAGAAGCGUGUAAAAAAAAUUAAUACAGAUACACAGACUAUUAGACAAAUGGCUAGGCAUAGUAAAAAGGUUAGGCGAUCAUUUGAAUUUGGAGGUUCGGCAUUACAGUGGAUGUUCGGCAUUGCCGACGCUGAUGAUGUAAGAAGGUAUGAUAGUUCGAUUAACAAAUUAGAGAAUGAUCAAAAAGAUAUGAUACACAUAGUUGAAGACCAAGUUUCUAUUUUAAGGAGCACAAUAACAAAUUUUAAUGAAACCAUAACAACAUUUAAUGACAAUAAAUUAUUAUUUGAUAAAAAUAUGAAAAAAAUUGAAAACACUAUUAACACCAUGAGUAUUGAAUUAGCAGACGAAAAUAAACAAAUUAUUAUUCUAAGAUUAAUAUCCCUGAUUGAAAAUAAUAUUAGUGAAUUAGAUAUAUUUGUAACGAGGUUACAAAGAAUAAUUUCAAACGUUCAAACGAAUAAAUUGGAUGUUUUUAUAAUUACACUAGAUCAGUUUUUGUCGGAAAUAAAACGAAUGGAAAAUAUCCUGCCGGAAAAUUUACAAUUCCCUAUAAAAUUUAAUGAAGAUAAUAUACAAGAAAUAUACAAAAUAUUACACAUAGACGUUCACCCAAUGAACGAUAGACUAAUAUUUUCAAUAAAAAUUCCAUUAUGUAUCAUCGACAUUUUCAAAUUAUAUUAUAUUCUACCGAUAUAUAUUCCAAUCAAUGAAUUAGGACAAUUUAUACAUAUGACUGAAAAUCCAAUGUACUUAAUAACAGACGAUUUGGUGACAAAUUAUUUUAUUUGGUCAAAUAUCAAUAACUGUGUAAAAGUUGCUAACACUUUUGUUUGUGGUUUUAAUGAAAUCAUACACAAUAGUGUUACUGAUCCCACUUGUGUAACAGAAAUAUUAAAAAAUUCUAUAGCCAAACCUACCCAAUGUGAUACUUAUAUCACUGAAUUUAAAAAAGAGUUAUGGUACCCAUCAUAUUUCAAAAAUAAUUGGUACUUUGUUUGUGUAAAGCCUACUAUAAUCACGAUAAUUUGUAAUAAACGAUCUUUUAUUCAUAGGCUAACAUUAAAAAGUUCUGGUAAAUUAUUCCUGAAAGCUGGUUGUCUUGCUCAAACGACUCAGGGCGUUAUAAUAACAGAACAAAUAUUAGAAUCGUCAUUUGUAACACAACCUUUAGAGUUAAGCCUUUUAAAUGAUUCGUGCUGUAAUAUUGCAGUUAAUCGACUAUAUCCGAAACCCAUUCAUUUAGAUGAAAUUAAAAAUUUAAAAUUUGAUAAAGAGUCUUUCGAUAAAAUAAACGCAAAAUUAGAUCAACAAGAAAAAUUAUUAAAUUCACUUACAUUAGAAAAAACCUAUGAAUUUGUAUAUACAAAUAAAUAUUUGAUUACGAUAAUAGCUGUUAUAUUAUUAUACUUAAGUAUAAAAUUUUGUAUAAAAAAAAAAAAAUCAGCUUUAGAAAAUAUAAAUUUAGGUUAUUAUCCUAAGCCCAUGGUUCAAACAUAA
Rhopalosiphum padi (bird cherry-oat aphid) is the source of this 1692-nucleotide messenger RNA. RefSeq lists its product as uncharacterized. The record is from RefSeq and is a predicted model, not a curated record. The transcript has a single exon. Lineage: Eukaryota; Metazoa; Arthropoda; Insecta; Hemiptera; Aphididae. The coding region runs from base 130 to 1692 and encodes 520 amino acids.